AUGCCUGGGAUUCCACAGCAGACCUCCGGUCACAUGGAAGAGUCCUCUGUGGCAGAGCCAGCCCCAUGGCCCCCGCUGCCCUGUGGGCCCUGUGUCCCCAUCAUGCUGGCCCUGGCCUGCCUGGCUGCCCUCUUCCUUCUGACUACAGCCGUGUUGGCCGAACGCCUGUUCCGCAGCUCUCUGCGCCCAGGGCCCAGUGCCAGGGCGCCCUCCCUGGUGUGGCGACCUGGAGGAGAGCUUUGGAUCGAACCUAGGGGCACUGCCCGAGAGCGCUCAGAGGACUGGUAUGGCUCCGUGAUCCCCCUACUUAAUGGCAGGGCCCCUGAUCCCCCUACCCCCGGUGGCACCUUAGAGCGCCGGGCCACAGCCCCACCCGCGCCCUUAGCUCCCCUCAACCCUCCCAGGCCCUUAGCCCCCCAGGUCCCACCCAAAGCCCCUGAUGGUAGCACCUUCUGGGGGGCCCCAGCCUGGAAAGAGAGACCACAAGCCCCUGGCCUGGUGACCUGGGCUGAGCCUGAGCCGCAGCCCGAAGUCAGCACCCACUUCGGGAGUCCACCGCCCCGAAGGCUGCGGCCUGGAAGCCCGGAGCCUGACUGGGGCCUGCAGCCCCGGGUCACCCAGGAGCAGAUCUCUGCUUUCUGGAAACGGGAAGGCCGCUCCAGUGUCGGGUUUUGA
Molecule: messenger RNA, 675 nt
Organism: Suncus etruscus (white-toothed pygmy shrew)
Lineage: Eukaryota; Metazoa; Chordata; Mammalia; Eulipotyphla; Soricidae
Gene: C15H16orf54
Product: chromosome 15 C16orf54 homolog
Exons: 1
Coding region: 1-675 (224 amino acids)
Source: RefSeq, a predicted model, not a curated record